AGGCGGCGUUGCAUUCCGGAACAAUUAUCCUGUGGGACAUUGCUUAUAUCGUGACGUGGUUGGAGUGAUAGAAAUAUACUACAUUAGUGAACGAUCUGUAGUUAUGGACUAAUUCAGUUGGUAUUUUAUUCUCAACAUAUGUCAAACAGUGCAGUCUUGUCUGGCAGGCAUUGAGACCUCUUGGCAUUGUGGUUGUUGUUGAUUUGAGGCUUCUGCGCGGGGACACGCCUAUCAUCCCUAGCGCUGUGACUCUCUGUCCCUGCGUCAUCAUGAAGCUGUACAGCCUCAGCGUCCUCCACAAAGGAGCGACAAAAUCCAACCUCCUUAAAUCUGCCUAUGACCUAUCCUCCUUUAGCUUCUUCCAACGCUCCAGUGUCCAAGAGUUCAUGACCUUCACCAGCGCCUUGAUUGUGGAGCGUUCUGCACACGGCAGCCGAGCCUCAGUCAAAGAACAAGAGUACCUGUGCCACGUGUAUGUGAGGAAUGACAGUCUGAGUGCAGUGGUGAUAGCAGACAGCGAGUACCCUCAAAGGGUCGCCUUCACACUACUAGACAAGGUGCUAGAGGAGUUCUCCAGACAAGUGGACAGCAUAGACUGGCCAUCUGGAAACCCUGAAACCAUCAACUACAAAGCUCUGGACAUCCACCUGGCCAAGUACCAGAACCCCAGAGAGGCAGAUGCUAUGACCAAAGUGCAGGCUGAACUGGACGAGACAAAGAUCAUUCUGCACAACACCAUGGAGUCUCUGUUGGAAAGAGGGGAGAAGCUGGAUGAUCUGGUGCAGAAGUCUGAACACCUGGGGAACCAGUCUAAAGCCUUUUAUAAGACUGAUGAUUGUGCAAAUCGUUGCAUUUUUCUCUCGUGGCCUAAAACUCAACAGCGCGUGUCACUAGGCAAAGUAGGUGCGCUGAUUGACACUAAACACAGGCACGGAAGCAGAACUCAUGCUGCGAGGUCAUGUAGUGAUUGAACUGUCCUCUUAGACACAUCUCUUGGCCUUUCUGCUCAUCCUACAACUCCCAUCAUGCCCCAGCCUCCAGGAGAUAGAAUGGCCUCCGCUCAGUCACUGGGAGGGCACAGAGGCAGUUGGGUGGGGGGGUUGGCAGGGGAAAUUAUUAUAUUUAUUUGCUUCAUUGUAACCUCUCAAAAGGCAUUGAGGUGGUUCAUAGCCAGCCAGGAUGUGGUCCAUCAAUAACGUGUUGUUUGUAUCUUUGGUGGUUUGUUCUUUGAAAAAAGUCUUAAAGCGUUUCCUGAAUUUCAGACUGUAUCAGAAUCUUGUGUUUUGAAGGAGGAGAGAUUAAGUUCUCAUGCUUGGCUUUAAAGCAACCCUGACAAUCUCGCUCUGUUCUAUGUAGUAACUCACAGCUAACGUUAAAACAAGAGAUUUCUGGAACCCAGGAUCUGCUGGUGUUCUCGUAAAGGUCUUGUAGUGUCGUCGUAUUUUCUUUUCCCACUAGAUGGUGCUGUUUCCUCACAUUCGUAGUUCAGGUAUAUUCAGUUACAUAUUUAAAGGGCCUCUGUAUCCUGUAGGAAUUAUAUUCUAUGUAUUGUGAUUUGGGGGAGCAGUGGCUGUUUGUAAUUGGGUCUGAGACAUCAGAACUCCAUGAUCAAAUUGCUCAUUUCCACAGAAUGUUUUAGCGUAGUGAUUUAAAAAUGUCUUGAGUUUUUGAUUGGUAUUGCUCGUGCGGAUGGGCUUGUUAAACUAAAUUGGGUAGCCUGUACUUAGAAAGCAGUGUUUAGUGAUGUCUAUAGACUCGUCUUGAGAUACUAAGCCUUAUUGAAUUAUGGGUUACAUUGAAGUCCUGCUGUGUAUGAGUAUGUGGUAUGAAAGGCAGGUCUUGCAGUGUCCUACUGGAGUUGCGCUGUAAUCCCUCCAAAGCUUUAUUUUUUAAUUUUGUGUUUCACAGAGUAGGCUAAACAAAAGUGUUUGUUGUCUGGACCAUUGAUGUAUAUAAAAACUGGAUUGUUGACACUAUGUAUUGACUAUUGAGAGGCUUUGAAGCCACUGGUUGGCCAUAUUGGUACUCCCCAGUAGGAACAGUUCUCCAUAGGAAUUAUUGAAAUUCUACAGUAUUUCAAUUACAUUUUUCAAGGACAAAGUUACAUAUAUUGAAAUGUUUUUGUUGUAAGAUUAGUAAUCUCUAAAAAAUGAUACUUUAAAGAAAUGUUUUUUAUUUUUUUUUAUUUUGUAUUUUUAUGUCUAGCUCACAUAAUUUAAAAGUAUGCAUUUAAGGUGUCUGUAGUAGAAUAAAUGCAGCAAAAACAAAUGUAGACAUUAAUAAAUGCAUUUCUAUAGAUUCCAAAAUAUUUUUUAUAAUGCUGGGGAGUGCCAAGAUGGAGACAUGCUGGCUUUAACACAGCGCCCCCUAUUAGUCAUGUAGUGUUUAUCUAAAUCAUUGGUCUGUCUGGAUGCAGUCUUAAGACGGCUCUCACAAUGAAUCAGCCAUCACCCACCCACCAAUGGGUUCUGAUCAUAGAGAUAGAUAUAGGACACCUUUUUUAGCUGUGCCAUUAUAGCGCAUGUCACAGCAUGGGCAGCGCCACUGAGGCUGCAACCCGUAGGAAUCCUCACCCAGUUGACGAUUUUAAAAUGGUGGAAGCCCUCAAUGGCGCUGCCAAUGCUAAAAUGGCAUUUUGGCCACUAGAGGUCUUUAUCAUUCUCUAUAGUUAUGAUCCACCAUAAGAGGUCAUUUAUGCUUGAUCAGAAAGUGUGGUCGGAAACUCCGUAUGGAGGGUGUGACAUAAUUGCAGAGCAUCCGGAGGCACGCUGAGGCCAAAUUGAGUCCCAUACCACGUUGCUGUGGGCCUCCCAAAUGUUUGAACAAUGUGAAGGGGAUUGAGGUGGCAGGUAGCCUAGUGGUUAGAGUGUUGGACCAGUAACCGAAAGGUUGGUAGAUCGAAUCCCUGAGCUGACAAGGUAAAAAGCUUUUGUUCUGCGCCUGAACAAGGCAGUUAACCACUGUUCCUAGGCCGUCAUUAUAAAUAAGAAUUUGUUCUUAACUGACUUGCCUAGUUAAAUAAGAAUAUCUCUGCAUUGACAUGAUUGGUUGAUGCUAGGUAGUGAUGGAGGUCCUGUAUAAACACAAACUCACUUCUUUCACAACAGCUCUGUGAAGCGCAAGUAUGAAUUGCAAGGUUUCUGCAGAGGCUGUAUCACUGUAAAUGCUGCAUGGUCAUUACAGAUGACGGAUUGACCAUGCAGCGCCUUUUAAGCUCUGACCCGUUAUAAGCGUACUUGCUCAGCUGUUACAUUGUUGCAACUUGAUUGACGAGGGACUAUUUGUAAAGAUCAGUAUAGAACAGACAAGAUUCCCCUUUCAGCAUAACAUAGGUGUGUUCAACAAACAUUUCUAUCAAAGAAUUCUGUUUCUUUUAACUGGCUCAGUUUUGUGUGAAAAACACACUCCUCACAGGCCAACAUCCCAGAUAGCACUCCUUGUAAUCAGCACCGUAACACUUAUUUGGCUUUGGAUGGUUUUUCAUUGUGUUCCCAGACUCCAGAGGACGAGUUGUUGGACAAUGUGAGAUGGAGAGAGGCCUUUGAUAUUUUAGAUGUAGUUUAUCUUGCUGCUUUAUUUUGUGUCUUAUGACCUGAUUGUGUGUGUGUGUGUGUGUGUGUGUGUGUGUUUGUGAACAUCUGUGUACAAAUACAUAAUUAGUCUGUGACCUGAACUGCUCUUAUUGCUUUAUGGCACAACUUCUGUGUAACUUCUAGAAGCUGACUACCCUCCAUAAAGUUCGAUGUGGGGCAAACAGAUAGUUAACUUGACACCAGUGUUUCCAAUGAAGGACACUUUGAUGACUCUUGUACACUUAUGAUCAACUCCCCAAAUGAAGUAAGCCAAGGGUGAACCAAAAAAACAUUUUCUCUGAGGAAUGUUGUUCUGUAAACGUUUAAGUUGUGCUGAAAACUUAAAUACUGUUACAAAUGCUAUUAAAGUUAAGCUGUAGCUAUUUAGUGAUUUGUUUCUCCACUUUAAAUAUCAUGUCUUAAAUUAGGAGAGAGAUGUUCUGUAAUUUAUUUAGUUAAAUAGCACAUCAUGGAAUUGGAAGCAAAAAUUGAAGAUGUUGUAUUAAUACAUAUUUUGGACAUUUAUUUAGCUGAAACACUGUUUACAGAAGUUGUAAUAUUGCCUAGAUAAAAAACAAAAGGCCUUGAACAGAUGUGUCCUGUAAAUUCAUUGUUUUAAAGUGUAGUGUUAUAACCAACCUGUGGGAAUCAUUUUGUAAUAAACCAAUCAAGCAAACCACCUAGACAAGAUAUAUCAACUAAUAGUAAUGGUAAUCAUGAUAGUAUAUUUAAAACCAAAUACUUUUAGACUUUUACUCAAGUAGUAUUCUACUGGGUGACUUUCACUUUCACUUUUACUCAAGUAUGACAAUUGGGUAGUUUUUCCACCCGUGUGGAUAGGGUACGCCUAUUAAUACAACAACUAGAGAAAGAUCUGAUUAAAUUAUUUGUACACAUCACAAUAGGUAUUUUUAUCAGACGAAUCAAGGCUGUACGUCCCAUGAACCCUACCCUCUCCGCCCUCCUGAAGAUCGCAGUCAGCUGAUGUAAAGUGUGUUGAGAAAGUUCGCUGGCGGAGCAAAGCUACGAAGCGACAGAGGGUUUCCUGGUGAGCUCGCAACCGACCAGCGGCGAACGAGAGGAGCGUCAUCACUCCCUUUAAUUUCACAACACGCGUGCAAAAAUGUGGACGGAGGUGAAAAACCAGACCAAAUUUGUAUUUAGCGAUGGAAACACCUCGGAGGUAAGCGUUAGACAAACUCAUCGUAGGCGAAUAAACAAAUAAAAACAGAGAGCUGUUCCAAUGCACACAUGGGUCCUCGCUACAUAUGAACAGCGCAAUGGUGAGUGUGUAUCAGUCAGGUUUGGGGUCAAUUUAAUUAAAAUUCCAGUCAAUUCAGAAGGUAAACCACAUUUAAAUUCCAAUUUGUCCUAAUUGAAAAGCUUUGACGAGAAUUGGAAUUUCAGUGUACUUCCUGAAUUGACUGGAAUUGGGACCAGGUGUGGUGUCAAUCUCCAACACACACAGUAGAAAUGUGCAUGACCCGCCCACUUCGGGAACUGUCCCUUUCAGCUAUCUAUUUCCUGUGUCUGAGGGGUCCACAAAAUCCACUUGUCACUUAAAUAUUGUUGGCUUGAUUGUGUACGUUUUACUCCUGCGACUCAUUCCUACUCUUAUUGUGUCUAAUUUUUUAAAACGUUAUAAUCGCGUGAAUGUUUGUAGGGACCUGUCGAACACCCUGGUAAUGGCUGAAAUGGGCUCAGUGGAAAACAUUGGCUUUCCAUUGCAUCUAUAAAAAACGCUAAGUCUUUGUCUGGGAUUUAACACAUCUUCUCGACACUUACACAUCUUCUCGACACUUACAUCACAAGAAAGAUAACUUUAUUUUGUUUGGUGUUCAUUUUUUUGUGGAAUUUAAAAUAAUAUAAUACAUUUUGAAAUGAAAGUAACUUCCGAAAAUAAACACUUGGAUUAUAUUUAUAUGUCUGAUCACACAAAUAAUUUAAAGUAUGUAUAGAUGGGUAUAAUCUAGAGUCAAGCGUGUUGAUUUUAAAUCUGAGGGUAUCCUGCUAUUGAAACACUUGUUGAAUUAUGCAAGAGAACAGGACAACAGUAAUUUAAUGCAGUCAAGACGGCACAGGUGAGUGCAGGUGGGCCUAGACACAGCAGGUGAGUGCAGGUGGGCCUAGACACAGCAGGUGAGUGCAGGUGGGCCUAGACACAGCAGGUGAGUGCAGGUGGGCCUAGACACAGCAGGUGAGUGCAGGUGGGCCUAGACACAGCAGGUGGGCCUAGACACAGCAGGUGAGUGCAGGUGGGCCUAGAAGACAGAGUGUGUUUUUGGUGGUUACAGCCCUGUUCCACUCAUUUAUGUUAAUGUAUACAUAUAUGCAAACUAAUUUAGCCAUAUGCAAAUUAGGCACACACAAUUUAAAAAACAUGACAUUUUAAAUUGAAUAACUGAAUUCCCACAAAUCCCUGAAUUCAUUAUUUGUCCGUGCCAGUAAAAUGUUUCAUGUGCUAUAAUUCUGUCAAUAUCUAAGGGAUUUUACCAAUUCUAAAAGUUUGGAGUAUCUUCACCCCUUGUCCAACUGAUACAUUUAUUAGAAACAAACAAACAACCUUUUAACAAUUUUGAUGACAGUUGCUACACACAGCAAAUCUCAUUCAAGAGUUGUUUUUUUUUAAGAGUCAACGGCCAUCCCUCGCCCCUCAUACACAGAAGACCCCCAGGCCAGAGGCAGUGGCAUCAUCCCAGGAGCCAUUGCAGCUGCAGUUUUCAUUGGUUUCGUAUUGGGUCUCUAUGCAGUUCUGUGGAAGUGUAUGGUCUCACCACCCCAAAGGAAGAAGAGGAGGGUGAGGGUUCGAGACAAGAGGAGCCAAGUAUGCUGACUGACAAUCAGGAUCUCAUCUAGGCCAUCUGGCCAGAGGAUCCAUUGGAUCCAACUCCUGCAUCAAACCCCGGCCAGUCAAACGAACCCGAAAAGAUCCACUCAUACUGACUUGAGUCUCUCAUCAGGAUGUUCCUGGACAUCAGAGAGGAAAUGGAGAUUCAGAAACAUUUGGAUAGAGCUAGGGGAUGGCAUAAUUAUGGAUCUAGCUUAUCAUGGUCAGAGGAUGGACCGGAAUCUAAGGAUCCAGUCAAAUGGAUCUAAAAGGAUCUUCUAAAUUACCUUAAGAGGAUCCACUCAAAUGGCUAAAGGAUCCAACUGAAGUGCAUCAGAGAGCAUGAACUAACAAUCUAAACCAGUUAAGCUGGGGUCUUCAGACCCAUCAAACUUGUAAACAUUUUUGUAUGUAAAAAAAAAAAAAAGAAAUCUGAAUAUUACUAACCGGUCAAACACAUUUUUGCCAAGAGAUCUGUUGAAUUAGUUUAGAGUGUAAAUACAAUAAAAUGUCAUUAUUAAUAUACAAUUUAUGUUCUUAAACCCUGGACAACGUGGGCCUGGGAGGCUCACAGGGAUAUUGGCAUCUACAGUACUCACCAAUUAUACAUUUUUCAACUCAAUGACCCAUAGUGUGUGUAUGUUUGUAUAUUUUAACUGCCGUUUUCUUUCUGUCUCAUGGGAAAAUGUGUAGAAUUGCAGAAUAUUAGUGCUAAAGCUGCAACAACACAAACUCUUUGCCCCAUGACAAAAUAUGUCAAGAGGCUGGCCUUUUAAAAUGUUCCUCCCCAGGACCGAGCCUUGGUUCGUCCGGCCAUACACUGAAGUCAUAGUAAAACACUGUGUAUGCUAUUUUUCUCACUCGAGUUGUUCUGAUUGAGGGGGUCCCUUUAUAUAUUUGCUAUCACAAAAGAGGUGCCGGACCCCAAUAGUUUGAGAGAGCCUGCUCUAAAUGAUUCUAGGAUCCACUGUAUGCCACAGUGCUAUGCCUGCGUGAGAUGCUGACUUUAACUGAAGUGUAGCUAUACUGUUGUCUGCGGAUCACUGACAGUUGACAGUGAAAUCUGUACUACUGAGGAAGGAGGCAGCACAGGUCACUGUUCUUCCUAUCGGUCAACAAGCCUACUGGCCUGGCAAACAUGUGGGUAUGUUUUUUUGUUUUUUUUCUCUGUUUGGGUGAAAAUGUGUGUAGAUUUUGAUUAGGUUUGACUACAUGUGUUUGAAAGCAAAGGAAAGUGAUAAUGAAUGGGAAAUUUGCUAAUACUUCAUAUAUUUGUUUGUGCAUGUGAUAUGAUGGCUUUAGGUGAAUGAUUGAGCUGGAGUUAAUGGCCUUAUGAUAUCCAGGUUUUGUCAUGUUACUUUUCCUCAGGAUGUGACUUACUGUUCCUUUCAUUAAACUGUGAUUUGUGUUCUUGCA
Molecule: messenger RNA, 7815 nt
Organism: Oncorhynchus nerka (sockeye salmon)
Lineage: Eukaryota; Metazoa; Chordata; Actinopteri; Salmoniformes; Salmonidae
Product: synaptobrevin homolog YKT6
Exons: 12
Coding region: 270-971 (233 amino acids)
Biological process (GO): endoplasmic reticulum to Golgi vesicle-mediated transport
Cellular component (GO): Golgi apparatus
Molecular function (GO): SNAP receptor activity
Source: RefSeq, a predicted model, not a curated record